AAUAAAAACCCAUCUCCAUCGUCUUCUCCGACCUCUCCCCUUCUCAUCCAUGUUACACUGACCGGCGAUAACCAGGAGAGAACGGAAAACUACAAACGCCGUCGACUUCCUCUGCAAUUUUCACAAUUGGAAAUGAAAAAGAAGAACGGCAGCCAUCAUCAUCCUCAUCAUCACUACAACUGCCCCGCCGCAGCUCAACUCCACCAGAUUUCCCUCAUCCUCCGCCGCGGCGGCCACUAUCUCUUCCCAUUGAUCUCGGCUCUGUCCGCCUCCGUCCUCCUCUACCUCGCCACUUUCGCUCUCCUCUCCUCCCCAGCCGAAAGCGUCGUGACCGCAGCCGCCACCGUCUCGUCACACGACGACAGAGCGAAGGGGGAAAUCUCCCCCAUUAGUAUCCCGUCGCAAUCGACGACGACCACGAAAGUCUGGUCGACAAGAGAGGCCGAGAUGGCCUCAGAGCAGAGGAGGCAGGGGAGUGGUACUCAAUUGUCAGAACGUCAGUGGUAAUUAUCCCCAGGUAGUCGAUCGAUAGAGCUGGAAGCGGUGAGAAAAUGGCGAUCGAGCUCAGAAAGAAGCGAAUCACGUCUUAUUGCGUCACCCAACAGUACUCCCUUCCUUUGUGGAACGUCGAAGAAGACAGCUUCUACUUCUGCUGCUUUUUCCUCAUCCAGAUCUGCCUAGCUUUGAUCGGAACCACCAAAUUUUGUGCCCCUUUCAGUAUCAGAUCUAUCGCUCCCCCCCAAACUGCACAAAAAACCCAAAUUUCUCCAUUCAAACACCCAAAACCGAUCAAUUCGAGAGGCUCCCCUAUGUUUCUCCCUCUUCUUUCAAAUUUCACUAAUCCAGUAUCUCGAAUGAAACCCAGGAAACCCAGAUCUAAUGAAACCAAGAAGUGGCGGCGUUGAAAUUAGAUCUACAGCGACGCGACGAUUUGGAUGGGCUCGGAGAUUUGGAAUGGGUACGAGCUUCCCUCCAUCUCCUCGUCGACGAUUUGGAAGGUUUUCCCAGCCUUCAUCGCCUGAUGGGAGCCGCCACUCCACCUUCCUCCUGUCUCUUCAACACCAAUGUCUUGCAGCCGGUCUCCGAGUCCGGGAAGGGACAGUUGAUUGUGUUUUGUUUUCACAGAGGAUGAAGAAGGUUGAACGGAAUCUUUCCCCUGUCUAUCGUGUUUCACAAUUUGAGCGGCGAUGGUGAAUCUAAGAUGAGGAAGAAGGGAUUAGUUUUUAUUUUUUAUUUAAUUUUAAUUUUAAAAUAAUAAUAUGUUGUGGCGCAGAUGUGGCUGCCACAUAUGUGUCAUGUAACCAACAAUCAACAUUUUAUGGUUGACCGUUUGGUCAACCAUUAUCUAUAACGGUCAACGAAAUUGUCAGGACGUAAAUGACACAAAACUACCAAACGUUGGGACACAAUUGUCAUAUCGAAUACUUUAGAACACAAAUGACACAAAGUUAAUAGUUCGGGUUUUCCAGUGGUAUUAGCCCUUUUCAAAAUCAAUGUGAAUCUACAUAUGAAUUUGAAAUUUAUAUAUAUAAUGUGGUUAACUAAUAUAGUUCAACGAAAUUUGAACACAAAACUUCGCGAUUAUCGUACCAUUUGCUUAACAACUAUAUAUUUCACGUCCAUCCCAAUUUUUCUGAGUACAAAUCCUUCAAAAAAGUUCAGCGUGCCAUGUCGAAAGUUUCUCUAUGAUAAACUAUCAUUGCAGAAUGAGUACUUCGCGACGUAUAUCUAGUCUAUAUACAGAACUUGCCCACGUAACAUGGUGGACGUGUCUUGAAGGAAUUGGACCAUUCCUAUUAGUGCGGUCGAAAGCUAGAAGAACAGCCAAUUAACCAGUAGCAAGCCCACUUCACAUAGCGACCAGCGUAUCCAAACAUAAUCGAAAAAGGCCGAAAUGAAAGUUCUACAAAACCUGUCUUGUCACCGCCUUUCUGGGUAGCUGUAAUUACUUUUAUAAGGAACGGAAAUUACGUGGUCGAGUUUUGGUUUCUAUAUGCGGUAUGGGGAUUCUAAUUACGGCGACCGGCCAGCUGCCAUAUCUGCAUUAUUGUUUCAAUCAGCCGACCAAGCUAGUGUUUUCUGUUUUGGCGGUUUUUGGAAUGAAAAUGCAAAUCAUGC
Molecule: messenger RNA, 2118 nt
Organism: Linum trigynum
Lineage: Eukaryota; Viridiplantae; Streptophyta; Magnoliopsida; Malpighiales; Linaceae
Source: the annotation of a GenBank genome assembly